Molecule: messenger RNA, 8381 nt
Organism: Schistosoma rodhaini
Lineage: Eukaryota; Metazoa; Platyhelminthes; Trematoda; Strigeidida; Schistosomatidae
Source: the annotation of a GenBank genome assembly
GUCGAAACAAAAAGCGGUAGCUAUAAACAUUUCGAAGAAUGAGUACGUCUUUCCUUUUUGACGAGGAGGCGUAUGAGAAGAUUUCUGAAGUUAAAAAACCAAUAUUUGUAUUCGACUGGCUGUGUUCACUUGAAAAACGACUAGUGGCAGAAAAUAGACAGGCUAUCAAGGAAUGCCAAGAAGAUCUUGUGCAACAACUGUUGUCUCACCUGACGCACGCUCCUGGACGGCCAACACACAAGCUUUUGGGCCGUUGUUUUGCAAAUCUAUUUUUAGUGGGAGACUCGCUUUUGCUUUAUACAGCAGUAAACACAUGUAAUGCGCUCCUAAAAUCUCGAGAUGAUGGACUUGCUUGUAUCAAUAGUCGUCUAGCCGCACUUAGCUGUCUGGGAGCCAUAUACAAACGCCUUGGACGUAUGAUCGGUCGGUCUUUUGAAGACAGCGUUAUCAUAAUGGUGAAGUUGAUCAAACAGUCUGAGUCACUAGUUCGGUGUGAAAUUAUGAAUACGUUGUGCAGUUUGGUUGAAGGUGUUGGUUCAGCCAGUGUUGUGUGUCACAAGGAAAUAUACAAAGCGGUAAAAAUCUGCAUGACGGAUCGAGUACUAUAUGUGCGUGUUGCUGCAGUGAAAUGUCUUUACUUCCUGGUUGACCAUUCUCAUUCAAUUCAUACCAACGCAUUAGAAGCUACUGUAAGUUUGUGUCUGCGAUGCAUGGAUGGAUCCAAUUAUGCAACUCGAUUUGAAACCGCACGUACUUUGGGCCAUUUGUUAGCAAAAACUCAGCGUAAGGGGGUUGCCGAUACAGGAUCUGAUGCAUCCAGCAGUGGAACAGUUGGAACGUCCAAUAAUUCGCGGAGUAAACCUGUCUCACUUACAGAUACACUAUCAUUAUUGUCGUCAGGAUUUUUGAAAGGUCCAGGUGGGUUUUUAAAAGGUACCAGUGCUACUGAUAUGAUUAAAGGAACUAGUCCAGUUAAUCGAGAAGUUCGUGUUGGUGUAACUUAUGCCUACAUUGAAUUUAUUGUCGAAAUGGGGCCAUUAUGGUUUGAAACUAAUCUAUCAACUAUACUGACACAUUUGAUGAAUCUUUUAUUAGUUCCACGUGCUACACCAACUCAUGUCGAGGCUAUAUAUGCACGUCAGUGUAUACAAUAUCUAUUGGGUACUGUAUUUCGACAUUUAUUGUCUGAAUCAAUUCAAUUAGUUGCGAUUAGCGAAUUGAUAAAGAUAUUGGUAUAUCAUUUACAGCAUUUACAAAAUCUUCAUGUGAAUGAAUAUUCAAUGAACGAUAGUGAUGUAUUUCAACAGAUAUUCUCUUCAUCUUCUUCCGUAACACUUACUCCCAAUAAUAAUGGCAAUAUAAGUGAAUCAUCAGAUUCAUUACCGAAUGAUAUUUUCAAUGAGACUGGUGUCAGCAUAACACUUGGGGAUAAUCAGACAACUAGUAAUGUGCAUAAUUUGGACAGUGUUGUGGAACUGGAUAGUGGAAAAGUGAAACGCGGAAUUGGGCGUCAAGUGGCAACAGCGACAACAACGACAACAGCUACUACGGGUGGUAGCAGCUCCCGUUCUAAUCGAGAACAACAGCAUCAGCACUUAGUUAUUUGUGUGUUAGAUAUAAUUAGUCAACUAAUUCGUUGGUUAGAUUCACUAGUUGUUCAACUUGUAGAUCAACCCACUCAACUAACUGAUGUACUAUGCACAUGUUUAUCACAUCCAAUACAGGCGGUUCGUUUAGCAGCUGCAUCGUGUUUAAGACAGUUAGUAAUUGUUGUACCAAGCCAACGCAUCCCUUUAUUAAAUAAAUGUUUACACUGUUUACAACAAUCUCAUAGAUAUAGUGCUGAAACACUUUUAGGCGUUACUUUUGGCAUAACUGGACUUCUAGCUGGGGUUAAUUAUUCUAUUCUUGGUUUGCCGAAUAAUAUACCGGAUCAAUUGUUUAGUUUAGCUGAAGAGCUUCUACGUGCAGCCAAUCAAAAUAGCCGAUUCGCAUUAGCUCGUACUCAAAGUGGUUGGAGUUUAUUAGCUGCUUGUAUAACUCUUGGACCAAAUGUUGUUAAGCCUCAUUUACCUAGAAUGUUAUUAUUUUGGCGUAAUGCAUUUCCACGCAGUUUACGUGAGUUGGAAGCGGAGAAGCAGCGUGGUGACGCUUUUACUUGGCAGAUCAUGCUGGAAUCCAGAUCGGGUGCAUUAUGCUCUAUACAAAGCUUUUUAGAAUAUUGUUCACCACAAUUACUCACUGAAGAUAUAAUUCAUCGUCUUUUACCGCUUAUUGAAUGUGCAUUAAAUAUGCUUGGACAAAUGAAUGAUAUCGUUCGAAUUUAUGGAAAUCACUUAAAAAUAAUAGCUGGUUUUAUUCGAUUACGACUUUAUCGAAUUUUACUUUUAUUACCGUCUACAGCAUACACUAGUUCUUAUAGUACAGUUCUACGUGAAUUAGUAGCUGAAUUCACGUUAACUGAUAAUAUAGCAAAUAUAACAACAUCAUUAUUGAAAUCUUUAAGUUGUUCUGAAGAUAGUGUCACACUUGGAUCAUGCUUACAAGAUACAGAUCAAAGAUUAUUAGAGGAACAAUUACAAUCGACCAUAUUAAACAAUUCACCUAGGGCAUUAGAACAUGAUCCUUCUUAUUUAUAUUUACAUGAUGGUGUUAAUAAUUUACUGGCUACUGAUGUUACUGUGACAAAUCUAUCGAAUACUGAAGACGAAAAUAAUGAGAAUUUAUUAUCGACAGCUGGAACACUGUUUCAUGGUCCAUCAGAUAUUUUAUUAAAUAAUAAUAGUACUUUUACUACUUUUAAAUUCUACGGCAUUAAUUCUACCUCAAAUACUAAUAAUUUAUCAUAUGGACAUAAUCUUGGAAAUUUUACUAAUUCCACAUUAUCUUGUGCAUUACAAUUAACUGGACCUAUACCUGUUAGUGUUACUGUAAUAGAUGCAUCAAUUGAAUUGUUUGGUCGUUUGUUUGCUUGUGUUUCUAUUCGUCAUCGUACACAAAUGUUAGAACAUUUUACUGAAUGUAUUCGUCUUACAAAAUCAAUACGUCAAGAAGCUGUACAAAUUAAUGUUUUCGCUGCGUUAUUAAGUGCGUUACGAUAUUUAGCUGAAACAAAAUCUACAUUCGGUGAUGAUCCAGCUUUAAGAAAAGCUGCUACAAACCUAAUUUUUGCUACUUUGACUAGUCAAAGUGUUCUACUACGUUGUGUGGCUGGCGAAUGUCUUGGAAGGCUUGCACAAGUUGUUGGCGAAUCUGGAUUUCUAGCAGAAUUAGCUCAGCAAAUUUUUGAACGUCUACGUGCUAUUCGCAAUCCGAUUGCAAGAGCUGGUCAUUGUUUAGCUAUUGGUUGUUUACAUAGUUAUGUCGGUGGUUUGGCGUCUGGACAACAUUUAAGCUCCAGUGUUGGUGUAUUAUUAGCUAUUGCACAAGAUUCCAGUGUACCCGAAGUACAAGUUUGGGCAUUACAUGCUCUUGCACUAGUUGCAGAAUCAGGUGGUCCAAUAUUUAGAGAAUAUAUUGAACCAAGUUUAAACUUAGUACUUCAACUAUUAUUGAAAUCACCAAGUGCUAUGCAUGAAAUUCAAAGAAGUCUUGGUCGUUUAUUUGCAGCCUUGAUUACUACCUUAGGACCUGAAUUACGUGCUACAAGCGCUGGUAUUACGUCUGUUCGACAUUCAUGUUUGUUAUGUUGUAUGAUUAUGCGUGAUUCACCAGAUGCUCUACUACAAGCGGAAGGUAUAGCCUGCCUACAACAGUUACAUAUGUUUGCUCCAAUGCAUGUUAAAUUAGCUGGUCUGGUUCCUGAAUUACAAACUAGUGUGUCCAGUUUCCAUUUGGUCUUAAGACGUGCAGCAUUAUCAUGUUUACGACAAUUAAGUCAAAAAGAGGCUAAGGAUUUGUAUGGAUGUAUGACACUGGGAGGUUCAUUAGAAGAGAAACCGUCUCCCGUUCUCUCUUCAUUUUCUACUAUCUCCAGUAAAAAUGAUAUGAAUAAUUUUUCCAAAUCAACAACUAAUGAAAAAUUAGAAAAACAGUUAUUUAGUUUACUUGAUGUUGAAAUGGACUAUCAACUACGCCGAGAUAUUGAAGAUACACUUAUUGGAAUGUUGGAAGCAACUGGUACCUCACAACUUUCGUAUUGGUUUACAUUAUUAAAAGAAGUAUUAUUGGUUUCCACCUCACUAAAAACUGAUUUGACGAGUGAUAGUAAUAUUAUUAUAAGAAAUUCUGUAAAAAAAUCAUUCAAUACAAACGAAUCAAACUCUAUUGGUGGAGAUAAACAGUCUUCCAUUAGUAACGAUGACGUAGAUACAAUGACUAUGUCUAAACGAAAUAGUCGUGUAGACGAAGAAAACGGUAGUGGUGCUAUUCAACCAGAAAAUGAUGAAUGUGAAGAUGUUGACAUCAAUUUUAAACCAAAACAAUCUAAUCAAGAAAUUAAUCGGUUAUUCAGUGUUAAGAUUAGAGCCAGAUGCUCGACACGAAUUUUCGCAAUCAGCUGUUUGCGUAUCCUGAUAUCUAGUUGUGCCAGGUUGUGCAGCACAACAUUUGUAAAUAAUUCUCUUCCGUAUAUGGAAACAUCUGUAAAUGAUGAUGAUACUACUGAUAAUUGGAUAAUAAAUUCAAAGUCACUCGCUCAUUUUGAUUUGGCUAAGGCUAGAAUUCUACGUUCUCAAUCAGGGAAAUCCGAUUGGCUUAUUCUAUACCUGUCUGAUUUAAUUCGUGUAGCUUUUAUGUCAGCUACGUCGGAUAGUGAACGACUUCGUAUCACAGGUUUAAAACUUAUGCAAGAUGUUAUUCAAAGAUUUUCCCAAAUACCAGAUCCAGACUAUCCAGAUCAUGUUAUCUUGGAACAGUAUCAAGCUCAAGUCUCAGCUGCACUACGACCAGCAUUUAUGAAUAGUUUGUUGUUAAAUUCAUUCGACAAUAUAACAACAGUUGCACAAUCUUCAACUACUAAUAGUUCCUUAUUAUCUGGUGUAAUUCAACCUAAUCCAGAACUACUAUCUAUAGCAUGUCAAGUGUGCAGUACAUGGCUUGCUUCCGGAGUUGGUCGUGAUCCAGAAGACUUACGUCGUGUACAAGACCUUCUAAGACAAGCAUUUGAUAAAUUAAAACUUGACAAAUGCACUGAAGAUCACUCAUCUAAUGUAUCUGCACAGGCUCAGCGAGUAGAAUCAUCGCAAUGGAUAUCAGAAAACUCUGCAAUAGUUGAGAAACUAUCUGUUUUAGCUGCUUGGGCUAAAGUUUACAUUUUGACAGUUGAGCAAACUAAGAAAUGGGUAAAUAAGUUACACCAAAAACAACACUUAAUCACUGGAGAAUCACCUCAGACUUUAGAUGAUGAACAAUUGAUGGAUGAUGAAUCAGAUGACAUGAUGAAUGAUGAAAGUGAAAACGACAAUGAUUCUGACUAUAGUAUGAUCAUUAAAGGAAUAUCAAUAGAAGAUAUAUUAUCUGUUUGUAAACCUGCUCCUUACCUUCAAUCGAGUAGUGGUUGUUCAGCAUCAAGUAAAUCUAUCUAUCAUUUAUUAUCGAAAUGGAUUCAACCGAUUCUCCCAAGCUUAAGUAAUGCUUGGUUAGAUGCAUUAAAACAUUAUGCAUAUAUGUGUUUACCAGAUAAUUUAUCAACUCAACACUCAUCUACCUUACUAUCCAAUGUCAAUAAUAAUUCUAUUAAUUAUAAUCUUGAUCUAAUACGUGGAUAUUAUGCACGUUAUUGGCCUUGUAUGACGUAUGCAUUAGCAUUAUGCUUAACUAAUAAUGAGUUAUGUGUAGAAGAGAUUGAUACGAAUUUAUCAAAGAAUGAAAUGUCUAAAUCAGCUCGACAAUUCUUUUUAAUUCUAGGUAUGUGUGCAGAAGCUAUGUGUAAUUCAACGUCAAAACAACCGAUAUCCAUCAUUCAUACAUGUUUGCGCUGUAUUCUAUGCCUAUUGAGUAAGCCGAAAUUUCGCGCUUAUCUGAUGCAAUCAUCAACAGAAAUAUCUAUUGAGCUAUUACAAAUAUUACAUCGACUUAUACUAACUCGCGAUUGUGUAGAAACACAUUUAUUAUGCUUAGCCAAUGUAAUUCACAUCAUGAUUGCUAGUAAUGAACGUUUAAUUAAAGAACGUGAUAAUUGGUUAACUAAAGAAUCAACACAGAAUGCUUCAAGUAUGUUUAUUUCACCAGAGUCACAAAAUUCAAAAAAUAAUUGUAUGACAUCAAGUACAAUGUUACAAACUACUGGUUUAAUUGACGCUCAGUUAUAUGAACAUGGCGAUGGAGGUUAUUUGUCAAAAUUUUUUGAUCGUAUCUCAAAUAAAUCUGACAUGGAUUAUGAUGAAUUUAAUAAAACAUCGAUCAACAGUCAAUUGAAUAAUGGUAAAUAUGGAGAAAAAACAUUUGCUGGUUUACAUCCAGAACGAUCAAUUGUAUUUACGUGCUUAGAAAUUGUUGUCUGUAUAGUGGUACGCUAUCAAUCACAAAUUGUUAAAAAAUUCCCUCUCUCCAAUACUAAAGAUGAUUUUGAGUAUAAAAAUCAUAUCAUUCCAGAGACUACAUGCGCCUCCGACGUGAAUGCUCCGCUUGUUUUAGCUACGGCUUUGAAGUGUUUAAUUCCAUUAGUUGAUCUGUGCGCCCCAAGAACCCUUUUAAGCACAUUAAGACUUGCCAAACAGAAUCAAUCAAAUGAUUUUGUGAUUAGUAAUAUUAGUGUUGAGAAUGAGAUUAAUCAAUCAAAUACGUCUCAAGCAUCAAUGCACCAACAAGAAUGCUUAUUGCCAAUUCUACUAGAUUUAUCUAAAGAAAUAGUAAAGAGUAUAUUAAUAAAACCAGUUCAAUGUUCAAAUGUGAAAAAUAAUUUUGCUAAUAAUAAAAACGGCAGUUUUAAUAAUAAUAAUAAUCUGUCCAUAUUAAAGCCAUGUGAUCUAACAUGUCAGUCAUCGAAUUUAUUCACUUCAUAUUUAAUUGGUGAAGAUGAAACAGAAAUCUCAUCAACGACAACUAAUUUAUCUGUAUGCUCUGUUAAUAAUUUAUUAACAUCAGUGAAAUCAUGUCAACAAAAUUAUCAACAAUCUCGUUUUAUUAAUCAGUUAAUUGGUUGGACUGAACAAUCAGCUGAAUUAGCUGAAGUUUAUAUUACAUUAUUGAAUAAAUUGGCUGUACAUCAUUAUCCUGCUUUAUCAGCCAAUUCAUCUGAUCAGGAUUUAAAUGUAAAUAAAUAUUCGGUAAAUUUAUCACAAACAACUGAAAUUCAACCGGAUAGUAGUAGUAUUUCUAAUGUAAGAGAACAAUGUAAUAAUUCACUUAAUUCUAAUGUCAGCGAAUCUUCAACUAUGGAUAAUACAAAUGAGAAUACAGUGUUAAAUGCGUUCAAUGAAUGGUAUCAUUUAAUUUCAAUUAGUCUAUUGUCAAUUCUACGUCAUGAACACGAUAAUGAAACAAGGGCUGAUAAUUCCUCACUACCUAAAUGCUGUCUAGCAUCAGCGUAUAUAGUCAGCCGUAUAUGUGCCAAAUGUCCUAUUCAAAUUUUUAAGUCAGAAGAAUUAGUCAGUGAGCUUUCACAACUGCUUUGCCGUGGAUGGCAUUUAUCUUCGAUUUCUGACAAUCAAUCAAAUGGUGUUACGAAUAAAGAUGAUAAUUCAUUGGAAAAUCCGUUAAUGAAUUUUUCUAAAUUAUUCGAAUCGAAACUUUUGCGAAAUCGAAUUAUAUGCCUAAGAUCAUUUGAAUUAUUAUGCAAUCAUCAUGAACCUUCAAUUCGAUCAUUGUUUAUCAAAACAUUAACUCCUCAAGUAUUUCAUUGGUUAUAUGAUCUAACUAAUAUUGUUGAAACGUAUUCAUCUAAACAACAAAAGUUAAAUACAUCAUCUGAUUUAUUCAAUAUUCAAAUUAAUUUAAAUGAACUAGUUCUAUGUUUAAAUGGUGCAUUUGAUUUACUUACUUCAUUAAUUCGUAUCGUAGAUAGUUCAAAUCGUCAAGCAUUAUUAUUAAUUUAUUUACCAUUAUUAUGUAAUCUACUUACAAAUGAAUCAUCUAUUAUAAUAAACCGGUCAAAUUAUAAAAAUAAUUUCAUUACUAUAACAAAUUUAUUAGAUUUAAUUUAUUUCAUACAUAUUAUUACAUUAAAACAUAUAAUCAUAAUAGCUCCAUAUUUUCCAAAUGAAUUUCGUUCAACUUUUCAAAUACUUAAUGAGUUUAAAUUACGUUUAGAAAAUGCAAUUAAAUUUACUACUCCAUUAAUUAAUAAUAAUAAUAAUAAUAGUAACCAUGACUACAAUCACUCAAAAUAUCAAUUAAAUAAUGGUAUCUCAUUCAUUCAUAACAAUCAAAAAAUAAUAAAACAAUAUCAAACCAAUUUACCAUCGAUUAAAUUGAAAAUAGAUUUCAGUAAUUAUACUUGA